Molecule: messenger RNA, 1108 nt
Organism: Ostrea edulis (European flat oyster)
Lineage: Eukaryota; Metazoa; Mollusca; Bivalvia; Ostreida; Ostreidae
Exons: 4
Coding region: 388-891 (167 amino acids)
Source: RefSeq, a predicted model, not a curated record
GUAGCGACAAGGGGGGAAAAAGAUGAAGAAAAGGAGGGGAUCCAGGAUCUGAUUUUAAUCAGAUUGUUUAAUGAACUAAACUGAAUGCACUGUCAGAAUUUGGAUCCGCCAAGGAAACACAAACUGCUUGAGUCAUCCCGCGCAUACAUAUUGUGUAACAGUACACGCCGUGUCAUUUAAAAUCCAUGUGUUAAAUGUUUAUCGAUAAUGUGCGUCCGCUUACCCUGACCUACUGAAACGAACUUUUUUUUUUUGUGAUUGCUAGAAAAACAAAUAGCAUUAGUUCCACGUAGAUAAAGACUACUAUAUAGCUGCACUGCAGAGUAGGACCAAAUGCUUCUGUAGAGGAGUUUAAGAAUACCACGCGCACAAUACGAAAGAAAAGAAAUGGCGAAGGACAGCAGAACCGUUGUAAUCGCAAUGGACGGCAGCUACCAUUCUGGAUAUGCCUUUCAGUGGUACCUAGACAAUAUCCGGAAACCAAACGAUCUUGUUAUCAUCGUGUACAGCAUAGAACGACUACGUCACGAACCGUUCCAGACCGCCAUGGGAACGGCCGACGUACACGCUCUUUGUAAAGUACUGGAAGAGGAAGAGGAAACAGAAAAGAAGCUGGUGGUCAAAUUGAAUGCCCUGUUAAAAGAAAACGGGUUAAACGGGGAGGUCAAAACCGGAUCUGGAGGAAAACCCGGAGAAGUUGUAAUGAGGAUCGCAAACGAGAUGGGCGCAGAUACUAUAGUCUGUGGAAGUCGGGGCCACGGGAAGCUCCGAAGGACGAUGUUGGGCGUGGUUAGUGACUACAUUGUACACCAUUCGGAAGUCCCCGUGACUGUUUGUCGCCACAAGCCACACAACGAAGAAGUUAGAAGACAGUCUAGUCUGGAAACUUGAUUUAUUCCACUCCCUAUAUUGUUAUUAUCAUGCACGUGUGCAUAAUCCAUUCCGAAAUGGAAAUCGACAGGGAUUUAAAAUCAAGAGAUAAAGAUGCAAUAAAAUAUGAAGCACCAUCACUUUACAAAUUAUAUGAAAACUGUUGUUCAUAUUGUAUGUGUGUUCACUUGGAAUUACAAUUUUUUAUAUAUAUAAAUAAAGUGCAAAUAUGCCUGGU